CGAUCGCAGUCAAUGAGAAUUAAGCGAGAGGCAUCACACCCUCCCUGUCUCUCUCUCUCUCUCUCUCUCUCUCUCUCCCAAAAGGUAAGAAGUGAAUGGUAGGCAGAGAAAGAGGUAUGUGAGAUUGAGUCAUAAAGUCACUUCAAACCUUCCCAUGGAUAUCUAACCCCCUCUCUUUCUCCUUACUAAAUGAAUCCAAUUGAUUCAUUCCUUUCAAACGGCUGGCAGAGCAGCAUUAAAGAUCGAACAAUAUCUUUUCUCCCCAAUGAGGUCUGAUCAUUCUGGAACUGCCGCAUCUCUCUACGUCUAUAUAAUAGCUAUCGACUCUCUGUGUCUGUCCCCGAGAAAGAGAAGCGGAGAAGAGAGAGAGAGUGGGGAUGGGAAAGAAAGGCCUUCCCAAGUCUCUCCGAACGUAUCUCUCCAAACUCAAGAAGGUACCAGCUCAUCUGCACAUACCCAAUUCCCCACACCCUGCCACCGCCACCAGUUGGUUGUUGUCGGCGUGCAAGUAUCCCAAGACCCCUUCCUUCGCGGCCGAUCGAGACCACCCCGACGACGACGGCGGCCAUGGGCAUGAGCAUCGCCAUGACCACGGCCUCGACCUCGCCGCCACCCUCUCCGACGUCGACCGCUUCCUCCACGAGAACCUCAACUCCAUCUACCCGCGGAAGGACGACGGCGACGAGUUCUCCUCCUCCGAGUCCCCGGCCAGAUACGAUGAGGACCCGCCGCCCACCGCGUUCCGCUCGUCCGAGCCCUUCUUCGUUUCCUCCGGCACGUCCAACUCACUCCUCGACGAGGCCCGGGCGAGCGCCACUUCGUCCUCGUUCUCCUCGUCGACAUCGGUGUCGUGCUCCUUCCAGGAGUCGUCCGACGCAGGGGCGGAGGUCCCGGGAGGCGGCGUGGCGGUGAUGACGUUCUCCAAGGACCCCUACGACGACUUCCGCCGGUCCAUGCAGGACAUGGUGGAGGCGCGGCACGUGGACCCUAACCAGCCUUUGGACUGGGACUUCAUGGAGGAGCUCCUCUUCUGCUACCUGGAUCUCAACGAUCAUACCGUCCAUAAGUACAUCUUGAGGGCCUUCACCGAACUGACCGUCAGCUUCCGCCGCCGUGUUAUGGUCCAGAGGCGUAGAGCACCGUCGGGUGACAACGUGACGAGUAGGAGGAUGAUGAUGAGCAGGAGACCAGCCGAUGCGGCCGGAGACGGGUGUCUGGUGGUGCCGCGUCAUUUUCCGGCAACCCGCUGACGUGGACUGAAACUAAUCACAAAGAGAGAGAGAGAGAGAGAGAGAGAGAGAGGCUUACGGGGAUUGUAGAUAGAAUAUAUUGUCUUAGAUUAUAUAUAUAUAUAUAUAUAUAUAAAAUUGAUGAACUCUUUUCCAUGCAUAUUUUAUGUUAAUUUAUUUUGACUAGUAAUUUUCUUUUAAUUUAUUUUACGACGUAAAGACGCCUCACUUGAAAUCGAUUGCAUGUUAUGUAAUGAGAAUGAAUAAUGUAAUAAUAUAUAAUUAGAUUUAUUUUUAAAAUAAAUAUGUGGUGGCAUAAUUAAUUUAUGAGGACGAAAUGGCUCUCUGUAGCACUUCUUCUUCGACUGUUGAUGGGCGAUCUUACGAGAGGGCUUUGCUAUCGAAGGAAAAAGAUUAAUAGGCCAUGUAAUCUGGAGUUAACUACACAAGAAAACUUGCAGCAAUCUGGAGUCCAUUGAGUUCUAUUUUUGCAAUCAACUUUGAGGUGACUGUGAUCCUUCGGCUGUUCCAAUUCGUCAAUUCUAAACCGGGGAUUUCUUGGGUGAUUCGGUCCAGGCAGGGUGGUGGUCUUUUAGAGAUUCGGUGCUGCUAAUCGCGGUGGUCUGCUCUCUGGCUAAGGUUUGGUGGAUGGAUCCCUACGACGGGCAGAGAAGAGAAGUAGGCCGCUAUGCUCUAUGGGGCGGUGGUGUGGGAUCCGUUGCUUAUCGUUUCCCACAGUGUCCGCCCGCGCUGCUUCUAAUGCUCGACUCUUGGACUGCUCAUGACCAUUAUGGUCGGCACACGGGAUGAGCUUCAGCCACUUUAAUUUCUCCACCUUCGCUGCCGCUACCAUCAACGGUUGGUGCGCAAUUGCUCCCGUCUUCUCGGUUGUCUUCCCUGGUAAUUCUUCACCUAGUCAUUUCGCUUCUUUACUCGUUUGUAUAUGUAGAUGAUCCAAGAAUUUGUCUACUUUUCUGGUGGCACAAACUUGCACGAUUGUGCUUAUGAUUAUAAUGGUUCUGAUUUCCAUUAAGUGAACCAUUUCUUGAUUCUCCAGCCUUGGCCAACUAUCCGGUACUUGAAUGGUGAGUUCUUGAGCUUGAAUCCAGGUUGAGACAAAUACUCAGCUAGCUGAGGCAUGCUGACACUCGCUGUUGAAAUUAACAUUUUCGUCAAAUGACACCAAAGUUACUACCACAUGGGUUUUUAGUUUUUCUCAAUGUCAAGUCCUCCAAGUUUGUUGCUUAGUCCUUGAAAUGCUGAAAAGUAGAAGAUCUUGAGAGACUCUUAUUGAAUUAGAUGGUGGAGAUUGAGAUGAUAAUGUGGAGAAGUGCAUUUGGUGUGUGAAUGCUGAGUAGCUGUCAAAUAGAAUAUAAACUGUUUGGAAUGGCUUAAAGGUGAUAAUAGCUUAAGGAUCAUCAUGUUGGGGAUUAAGGGAACAGUUUGUAUUGAAAAAUUAAAUGUUAUUGAGGCGCAGAUGUUGAGAUGUGUUUUUGGUGUUGAACCAAAGAUGGAUUUAGAAAGAUUGUGGUCAUAGUACAUCAAAGGUAUCAUCAAUUUGAAAUGUUAUUUGUGUAUGCCGAUUGCUCAUGGUGGAAGAGGGACAUACAAUCCAAAAGCACAUGGUAAAAAACACUGGAACAAGGACAUGAGCCCUUGAAUUCGUCUGUGAUGUUAUCUUCAAUAGUAAAUGAUUGGACUUAUCAUAUAUUCCAAAUCUAAUUAAUUUGGAAUGAGGCCUUGUUUUUCUUUUGUUUUGCAAGGGUAAAUCUCCAAAUUCAACAUGAUACUUAUUUGGUAUCUCUUUCUCUUGUUCUUGAACAAAAGUCGCCUAUGUCGUACCAAUGUUGUUAUCUUCUAGAUUUGAAUCUUAAUGCAGAUCAACUUGAGUAAUGUUAAGCAAACUUCUUGAUAUUAUUUUCUAAUGUGCUGGGGAUUACUUUUGCAAAGUUGGAGCAUGGACUAAAUAUCUUGAUAUUGUUGUUCUUAUGAUGGACCAUUUUUUGUAGAUAUUAAGUUCCAGAAUAUUGCAUAUACUAAUGAUGUUUUUUUUGUCACACAUGGCUGCACUCGAACUCUAAUUUGCAAAAUCUAUCUGAAAACUUAGCCCUGUCCUUUGGUAGGGUAAAACCCAUCUGUUUGAAAUAUUUAUGCAAUCAUCGAUCAAGAUAGAUUUGACUUUUCUUUUUGGGGAAGGAACACAUUGAUGGUUCAACUUAUUCAUCCUCAUGUACAUUUGCAUUUCUAAUAUGCAUUUGGAGAAAGAGAUUUAAGUGAAUGUGCAGUCGUGGAGUACCCUUAAGUGUUUGGUAAUUGAUAGAUAAAAAUUGCAUUUUUAAUAUGCAUUGACACAACUGUUGUUUGGUAAAAUUAUAUUUCAAAAGUCCAUUGAAUAUUACGUGACAAAUUUACCAUCCUGACUUUUUCUUAUAUUUAUUCAAAAGUGAAUACAUAUUUUUCAUUUAAAUCAAUAAGUAAAUACAUAAAAUAAAGUAAUCUUAUGAAAAAUUACAUAUGGCCUUUGAAAUAAAUAAAUAAUAAAUAAAAAUAUAAUCAUAUAAAUAAAUGUAAAAUAACCUUUGAAAAUAAAUAAAUAUUUUUUUAUAUUAUAAAAGACAUGGAUUAUGUUGGUUUCUCACCAAGUCAUGUUGGCAAUCUUGUGAUUUUAAAUAAUGUCAUUAGGAUAAUUAAAAAUUUUAAAAAUUACAUUAGCAUCCUGCAAAUGCUAAAAUGGUAAUGCUACCUUGAGGUAACAACAACAUUCGAGUACAUGUAAUGCAGCAUCCAAACCAAAUAUGAUUUGAAAAAUAUUUGCCAAACACCACUCUAUAUUUAAAAUGUGCAUUGGACUAUCAAUGCACAUUUCAAAUGUGUUGCUAAACGUACCUUUAAUCAUACCCCUUAAUGAUUUACUUCAGUGAAUUGUUCUCCAAUCUCUGCUUCAUGUGGAUGCUCUGUUAUCCUUUCCAUUAAGUCACCAAUGUUGUAUGAAACUAGCCUCAUCCACGUCUCUUUUAUGUUUCUGUCCUCUUGAUUUCUUUCACAUUACUGGUGAACUGUAAGUAGCAACCCUUCCGCCAGCUGUUAAGACGAUAUGUAUGGUCAGUAGAGGAUUGUGCUGCUGCUUCUCUGACAUAGGCAUGCUGAUAGCAACAAUGAUGAAAUGGAAAGUAAUCUUUGUUACUCUAGGCAGUGGAGUUGUCCAGCUACACACAAUGCCAGGCUGGUCUUUCCUAUUCAGCUGUCUCAGAGACAAACAGAAGUAGUUAUUCCAUUGGAUGACAUUGCUGCUUUAUCACUAGCGACUAACGGAUUGCCAAAGUGCAUCAUCACUUCUCAGUUCAAUGCCAAACGCAAAAUAUAUAAAGGGUUUUCCCAUUUAGGGAACUUUAUAUCUUGCAAAAGAGAGUAUCUGUUCUGAUUUUCUUAUCAGGAUAACAAGUUUCAGAUAGAGUUGGUGAUUCAGAAUUUAAAUUCAAGUGUUAUCAUAUUUUACAUGUUGAUUCUAUCAGUAACCAGUUAUGUGGAUUCAUAGACUCUUACAGGGAAACAUGUACAUGAAGGACACUCUUUGGAAAUUGUUGGAGGUUUGAGAUUCACUUAAAUGUUUUUGUGAUUAAGUUUAUCAUGUGUUACAUUGUAGUUUCCUUUAAUCUUCUUAAGGAAUGUUGAUGUAGCUGCAGAAGAACCAAAUAUCCUUAGAGCUACAAUGAUAAAGAUUUGACUGCUUCAACCUGCAUAUCUAUACGUGUACUAAUUUCGUGGAAUGCUGUCAUCAUUGGCAGAUCCAAGUGCUUUAUGCAGUUUACAUGUUCUAUGUAAAUCCAAAGGGCCAGAAAGUGCUUGGACUUUGCAGUAAUCAUCUACAUCAUCUAUCUUUUUAUAUGCAUCAUAUAUGGGAGUUGGCCAUCCUCGCUUGGUGUGUGAUUGUGUAUAUUUGUUUGUAAUUGUCAGAAAUACCUAUUUACAUGGCUUCACCCAAGUAAGCAAGUUUGUGUUGAAUUGCU
Molecule: messenger RNA, 5236 nt
Organism: Musa acuminata AAA Group (dessert banana)
Lineage: Eukaryota; Viridiplantae; Streptophyta; Magnoliopsida; Zingiberales; Musaceae
Product: transcription repressor OFP14-like
Exons: 3
Coding region: 378-1250 (290 amino acids)
Biological process (GO): negative regulation of DNA-templated transcription
Source: RefSeq, a predicted model, not a curated record